Molecule: messenger RNA, 1344 nt
Organism: Serendipita indica DSM 11827
Lineage: Eukaryota; Fungi; Basidiomycota; Agaricomycetes; Sebacinales; Serendipitaceae
Source: the annotation of a GenBank genome assembly
AUGCGUGUAGCAGCUCUCAACUCCUUCAGACUUCUCCCCCGGCGCCAUUCUCGGCUCGUCUUUCGAGCUUACGCGACCGCGUCUAGAUUGACAAGUCCGACGAGCCAAGAUGUCGCUCACUUUGCUGGAUUUCUCCCAGAAAGCUCAAUAAUAACAUCUCUCGAGGGCUCUAAAUUCUCGAAAAAGGCAGAAUCAGCCGAUUUGGAGCAGUAUAAUGCAGACUGGAUGGGCAAAUACAUGGGGAAAUCCCGAGUAGUGCUUCGGCCAAAGACAACCGAAGAUGUGAGCAAGAUUAUGAAGCAUUGCUGGGAGAGACGGAUAGGAGUCGUGCCUCAGGGAGGCAAUACUGGCCUGGUGGGCGGUGGCGUACCGGUCAAUGACGAGGUCGUACUGAAUCUGUCUGCCAUGAACUCGGUUCGUUCUUUCGACCCAGUCUCCGGCAUCCUCGUCGCCGACGCCGGUUGCGUACUCGAGGUCCUAUCGCAGGAGAUUGCACCUCACGGAUACAUCAUGCCCGUAGACCUGGGUGCAAAGGGAAGCUGCCAUAUUGGCGGCAAUGUCGCUACCAACGCAGGUGGUUUACGGUUACUUCGAUAUGGUUCACUCCAUGGUACCGUCCUGGGUCUCGAGGUGGUAUUGCCCGAUGGUACCAUCAUCGACCAGCUCUCAACACUGCGCAAGGACAAUACUGGGUACGAUCUCAAGCAGCUAUUCAUUGGUGCAGAAGGCACUCUUGGUGUUAUUACUGGUGUCUCCAUUCUUACACCGCCGAUGCCACAGUCGACGAACAAUAUUGUUCUGGCGCUCAACUCCUUUGAGAGCGUCUUGCCAAUCUUCAAGAAGACACGGACUCAGCUUUCGGAAAUCCUGUCUGCAUUCGAGUACUUCGACCGCAACGCCUAUAAUCUCGUCGUCAAGCACAAACUAGGAAAAUCGCUAGCUGAGGAUGAAAUUGGCGAUGCAUCAGCCUUUGUUCUCAUCGAAACCAGCGGCGGCAACAAGGAACACGAUGAAGCGAAACUUCAAGAUUUCCUCGAAGAAGUCAUGAGCGACGAGUCUUUGGUUAAAACCGGCGUUCUUGCACAAGCUACUGAACAGUUCCAACAACUUUGGUCUCUUCGGGAGUGCAUUCCUGAAGCCGUCUCGAAAGAGGGCAAGGCGUACAAGUACGAUAUUAGCGUUCCAAUCACGACCUUUGAAGAAGUUGUGCAUAAGACACGCGAACAACUGAAGAGCAAGAAUCUCUACAAAAUUCCUGGAGGUGUAAAGGAAGUGGUCGGCUAUGGUCAUAUUGGCGAUGGUAAUCUACAUCUCAAUGUCGUUGCCGAGAAGUACAGUCCGGAG